CCGCCUUCCACCAACCCAAAAUUUUGAACAAAAAGGCACCCCCUUUUGAAUUAACACCUAAUUUAUUUACAAUUUCACUCUCAUUAAAUAGAAGAGAUAAAUGUUAAAGACCAUUAUCGUGAAUUCUUCUGAAGAAUGUUGAUGCAUAGCGCAAAAAGCUGGGUUCUUUGGGUUUGGUUUCGGUAUAAAUAAGGAAAGUUUCAAUCUUUUUCAGGAAGGAAAAAGAAAACAAGAGAUGGGGAUACUGCUUGAUGAUGCUGUGCUAAUUCGGCAGUCGGAGAAAGAAGAAGAGCCCACUGUUAUUACCGUUAAUUGUCCCGACAAGACCGGCUUGGGUUCUGAUCUUUGCCGCAUAAUUCUCUUCUUUGGCCUCACUCUUGUCCGAACUGAUGUAUCUACCGAUGGAAAAUGGUGCUACAUAGUGUUGUGGGUGGUGGGCAGACAGAAUACACGGUGGGGUUUGUUGAAGAAGAGACUGAUGGAGGCUUGCCCUUCCUCUUCCUUGGCUUCUGGAAUUCUCUAUUAUACCCAAUUGCAACCUCCUAAGCCUCCUCAUGUCUUCCUCUUGAAGUUCUGUUGCCAUGACCGACCAGGCCUUUUGCAUGAUGUGACUGAGGCUCUUUGUGAGCUCGAGUUGACGAUAAAGAGAGUGAAGGUGUCGACAACUCCAGAUGGGAAAGUGAUGGAUCUCUUCUUCGUAACAGAUGCAAGGGAACUUCUACAUACCACGAAGGGAAAGGAGGACACAUACGAUCAUUUAAAAGGCGUUAUUGGGGAUACCAUGAUGAGCUGCGAGAUAGAAAUGGUUGGUCCUGAAAUUACUGCCUGUUGUCAAGGAACCUCGUUUCUUUCAGACGCAGUUGCCCAAGGCAUGUUCAACGUAGACCAACCUCGAGAUGACUCCACUGCCCUUCAAUGGCCAUCGGUCACCAUGGAUAACUCAUUGAGCCAGUCUCACACUCUUCUCCAACUCGUUUGCCAGGAUCACAAAGGUCUCCUGUACGACGUUAUGCGGACUUUGAAGGAUUAUAACAUCCAGAUUUCGUAUGGACGCAUCACCACAAAAGAGAACACAAAGUGUGAGAUGGACUUGUUUAUCAUGCAAGCUGACGGAAAGAAGAUAGUUGACCCGAGCAAGCAGGAUGGAUUGAAAUCUCGCCUAGAGAUGGAACUGAGUCGUCCUCUCAGAGUAUCCUUGAUCAGCCGUGGCCCUGAUACAGAGCUGCUGGUUGCAAAUCCGGUCGAGUUAUCAGGAAAAGGUCGCCCCUUGGUAUUCUACGACAUUACACUGGCUCUCAAGAUGCUUGAUACGCCAAUCUUUUCGGCUGAAAUCGGGAGGUAUGUGAUUAGAGACCGGGAGUGGGAAGUUUAUCGGGUUUUACUUGAUGAAGGGGACCUGGGUUGUGUCUCGAAGGAAAAGGUAGAGGAGACUGUUUGGAAGAUGUUGAUGAGUUGGAAGUAAUCGUAAUUCGUCUCGCGGUGUCUUACUCUACUUGGGUGCACGGGUGCUCGAUGCAAUCUGUAUAUAGUUCAUAAUUUGUCAGCGAAGUAUGUGUUUUUUUACUCUACAAAAUAUGUACAUAUUUGACUAUGUACUACUAUUGUAUUGUAAAGCUAAGCUUUGCAGGCCUUACUUAGCUAUGUAACUCAUAGUUUAAUACAGUUGAUGGCUCGAUGGGCUUAUGAAAAGGUUUUUUAACUUC
This is a messenger RNA of Salvia splendens (bonfire salvia), 1703 nucleotides long. Its product is annotated as ACT domain-containing protein ACR10. NCBI's taxonomy places the organism in Eukaryota, Viridiplantae, Streptophyta, Magnoliopsida, Lamiales, Lamiaceae. The record is from RefSeq and is a predicted model, not a curated record. The transcript is spliced from 6 exons. Bases 236 to 1462 code for a protein of 408 amino acids.